AGAUAUCCGGAAGCUGAACUCUCAUGCUGUGUUUGCCAGACGCACAGGGAUGGUGAUUCUGGGAGGAGGGCUGAUCAAGCAUCACAUCUGCAACGCUAACCUCAUGCGGAACGGCGCUGACUUCGCGGUCUUCGUGAACACGGGGCAGGAGUUCGACGGCUCUGACUCGGGGGCGCGGCCGGACGAAGCCGUGUCCUGGGGCAAGAUCCGCGCCGACGCCACACCUGUCAAGGUCUAUGCAGAUGCUGCUCUGGUGUUCCCCCUGCUGGUUGCUGAGACAUUCGCACGACAUGCCGAAGCACUCACAGCACAGAACAAGAAGGACUGAGACCCUCCUCUCUCCCUCCCUCCCCUCCCCUCUCCUCUCUCCCACCUUCCCCUCCCCUCUCCUCUCUCCCUCCCUCCCCUCAUCUCUCUCCUCCUUCCCUCACUCUAUCCAUCCCUCCCCUCCCUCACUCACAGCACAGAACAAGGACUGAGACCCUCCUCCCUCCCUCCCCUCAUCUCUCUCCACCUUCCCUCACUCUAUCCAUCCCUCCCCUCCCUCACUCACAGCACAGAACAAGGACUGAGACCCUCCUCCCUCCCUCCCUCCCUCCCUCCCUCCCUCCCUCACAGGACUUGGGUUGUCUGUUGACUGAACCCCAGGCUUGGCAGACACUCUUGGGGGUACAGCGUUCCUGUGUCGGGGUGCGUGUCUGCACACACAGAGAGGCUGGCACAGCACAUGCUGCGUCCGUGAGCCUCGAUGCUCAGUCUUAACUCCUAACCUGACUGAGCUUCACGCUUGCUUUAGCUGCUGAUUGAAAUACAAUAAAGGGUGAAAGAAAAGUGCAUUGAAUUCCUCCUUCUGUCUUUUCCUGUAAUGAUUUCGAUUCUAUAAAAAGGACUUCUGAAGAGCAGAGGGUUGAGAUCAGAGAAUCAAACAGAGUCUGUCACAGUAAGGAGCCGUCCAAACACGCGGCAGGCAUGUUUCACAUGUCAGUCAAUCAAUCUUUAUUUUAUAUAGCGCCUUUCAGAGUGGACCACCAUCGCUUUACAAGACAGAACACAUGCAGCGUCACGCACGCACGCACGCACAGAGAGAGAGAGAGAGCCAACAGAUGUGCAGCGCCUUGUAGAAUAAAGUGGAAUGAAAGCUGCUGAAUAAUGUCACGUUAGCAUAUUGAAUUGCACACCGCUUUGGAGUUUCCCAGAUACUUCACGAGAAACUGACAAAAAAAAUGAAACACUACGGUACUGCUAUUAUGGCUUCCGGUUGACUUUUUGCGGUUUCAUUGUGAGGUUUCAUUGAUGACAUGAUGUUAAAUAAAAGAUCUAAAUUAUGUUCAUGUAGUUUUUAUUAUAUUAUGUCUGAAUCCUAGGUGAUGCAAAAGUUUUGUCAAUAUAACAUAUAUAAUUAUACUAGGGGCAGCAGAGACGGAUUUUAAUCGACCCGACGCGUCCUGGAUACGAAGCGGCGCUGCUGCGUGUCGGUGUGCCGGCGCGCUACCGCUCGGCUAUCCUGCAGGCUGGAUGCGAAGCCGCGGUGGUGGUCCGGGUGUAAGGCUGUGUGAUUUAUCUGAACACUUGAAAGCGAUGUGUUUAUUAUUAUUAUUACUAGGAUGAUGAUGAAUCCCAGGAUUGUUCUGCGGACUCGCAGAAGUAUCUCUUUGCUUUAUCCUUUCUGCUUCACAACCCCCGCGCCAGCACAGUAAGACAGUAAGCCUGUUUCUAUAGCAGGCUGUUUAAUCAAAAGAGAUCUGGAGGAUUUCUAAAAAAAAUAAUGUAUGUAGCCAUUUCAUAAAGGAAAAUAAUAAUAAUAAUGAGAGAAGGCGUUUCAAUAAAACGUCAUGGUAAUGAAAGCCGCGCUGUGAACUCGAGACGCAGUGAAACACGGUCGAGGAUGAGGAGAGAGCCGGAUCCGCUGAGCCGCGAGUGCAGACCGGCAGACAGCAACGCCAUCCUCUCUGGACUGCUGUGGAGAGCCGGAGCGCGGCCACUCACCCGGCUUGUGUAGGGAGAUUUAACAAACACAAGACAAAAAACAGCCGCAGCAUGAAUUCAGGAUGUGUGAUUGUUCAAAUUGAAAAGCUGUUCGGAUGCAAUUCCAAACGCGCCACCCGGGACAUUGAAACGAGUUCAAAGCCGCUCUGGCGCUUGUCGGCGCGGUUGGCUUAGCGGACUGAGCACAGCUUCCCGUGCUUUGCCUGGAGCUGCAGUCCGCUCAGCCUCACCUCUCUGUCGCGGGUUCGAGUCCAGCAUUCUGUUCCAAUACCCGCGGCAGACAGGCGUGAGUUUCUCGGGCUUCGUUCUCUACCGCGUCGGCGUUUUGGGGUAUCGUCGUUUUUAGGCGAUACCCCAAAACAGUUCAAAGGGGUAGGUUCAUUUAACAUGACAUAGCUAAUUGUAAAAGCGGGGCCCUUUUACCUCUGGAAAGGAAAACCCCAAACCAUCCCGAAGCGGCGUGUUCCGUAACCACGCCCUCAGGUGUGUCGCAGGUGACCACGCCCCUCCCAAGUACACCUCCACAGGUGACCACGCCCCUCCCAAGUACACCUCCACAGGUGACCACGCCCCCUCCCAAGUACACCUCCACAGGUGACCACGCCCCGCGCAGGUAGAUCGGAAAGAUGGCGGCCGGGGUAACACGGUAAAAUCCCAGAUUCCCUGUUUCUUCUGGUGUGCAGCCUUGGCGUGAUUCACACACACGAGGAGAAUGAUUCCGAGUCUCGGAACGAGAGCCGCUGUGUUUGCUGAAGUCUGGCGCGAUCGGAUUGUGGAGCCUCCAGUGACGUCACGGUGAAGCCCGGUGACGGAGCCAGCAGGGUGAGACUGUGCUUCCCGUGGAGACGCGACCCUCCCGGCAGCAGCAGCGCAUUGAAUCGCUCGCUGCUGUUUCUGCAAGUCGCUUGUGGUUCUUUCAGCAGGACUGUCGUUGUGUGAACGUGUUCUUGUGGUUGAUUCCGCUGCAGUGCCCGUGUUUGCUGUUCAUUGUGUUUUUUGAUACUCUCUGUUAUUGGAUUCUGUCCUGCAUGUUAUUAAAGUUCACCCCCUGUGUA
This is a messenger RNA of Acipenser ruthenus (sterlet), 3041 nucleotides long. RefSeq names its product deoxyhypusine synthase-like. Gene Ontology annotation, biological process: peptidyl-hypusine biosynthetic process. NCBI's taxonomy places the organism in Eukaryota, Metazoa, Chordata, Actinopteri, Acipenseriformes, Acipenseridae. Gene Ontology annotation, molecular function: deoxyhypusine synthase activity. The record is from RefSeq and is a predicted model, not a curated record. Gene Ontology annotation, cellular component: cytoplasm.